Ananas comosus (pineapple) is the source of this 585-nucleotide messenger RNA. RefSeq names its product F-box protein At2g02240-like. The record is from RefSeq and is a predicted model, not a curated record. NCBI's taxonomy places the organism in Eukaryota, Viridiplantae, Streptophyta, Magnoliopsida, Poales, Bromeliaceae.
AGCUUUUGGUUGGACAAAUCGAGCGGAGCAAAGUGUUAUAUGCUGUCGGCGAGAGCUCUGUCGAUUGCAUGGGGCGAUACUCCCGAAUAUUGGGCGUGGAAUCGCAUUCCUGAUGCAAGGUUUGGGGAGGUUGCUGAGCUACUCGACGUGUGCUGGUUGGAGAUUGUUGGCAGGAUUGGAAGCAGCGCGCUCUCCCCGAAAACGGCAUAUGCUGCGUAUCUCGUCUUCAAAAUAGCAGACGACUGGCACGGCCUUCACUGCCCGAAGCAAGAAACCUGCGUAACUCUGGGCGGUGUCGAGUCGAAACACACAGUGUGCCUCCAACCUGAUGCUGGUACACAGCAAAUUAUGCGCGAUACGCUCCGGCCCUUUUGGCGCAGAGGACGCAAAAUGCCGCAGGAAACUAUGGAUGCUGGGGUGAUAUCUCCGCGGACGAGGAGCGACGGUUGGAUGGAGGUGGAGAUGGGGGAGUUCUACAAUGAGACCGGGGAGGACGGCGAGGUUGAGAUGAGCUUGAGGGAGAUCAGAGGACGGAACUGGAAGAAAGGGCUUAUUGUCCAAGGCAUUGAAAUAAGGGUGAAAUAA